AAAAAAAAAAAAAAAAAAAAAAAUCACGGACCACAUUGCAUCCACAACAAAUUACUUUGAGACUUCAUCAAAUUAUAAUAUCAAUCAAUACCGCAAAGGCGCCAAAGGCCAAAUCGAUCAAAAAAGAGCCCAAACCACCUAAACCACCCAAGCAUAGAAUAGUCAUUACUAUGCCUCGCAGGAAGCCAGAGUUUGGUAUGGAAACUUUCGGCACAGAAUCAACAGAUGCUAUUGCACCAGCAGUUGUAGAACAGGGACAGCAGGAGUCAACGGAAAGUGCCACCAAUGCUCAACAGGGCGAAAACGGACAGAGCGCAACUCAGUAUCCACAGGACGGCUCCACUACAAACAUCAAUGUAUCGACAGCAACUGUUGAAAAUGGAGGGAGCGCACAGCCUACGCAGAAUGAGCAACGACCAACGCAGCACAUGCAGCAGCCUCAGCAGAGUGUACCGAGUCCAGGCGUCCUGUCAUUGUAUGCGCUACAAUAUGCGAACAGUAGUUACUUCCGUCGUGAUCCGUCAUUAAUGGGCCUCAGGACUCCCAGUACUCCUGCCACUCCUGGCUCCACAGGUCUAGCGACCUCUCAUUCAGCACAGACAUCUUACUUCCCUGCCACACCGGCCAGUGGAAAUACCAUCGCUACAAGAUCGAUGUUCGGUGGAUGUCCAAAACACCAUUACAAUCCUCACUUCGAAGAAACGGCCAUCAAUAGCGGGCUCGAUAGCAGUGAGCAGUCAUCAUCACCGAUUUUCAAAAAUCUCGGGCAUUAUACCUCUGAUGUACCUGAAAUGAAACGACAGCGGCAUAUCAGAUCCGAGAUACUCCCCACCAUUAUCACCAAUUCCUCAUCUCAAGGACCACACCGUCACCCCUCUUCUCAAAUAUCUUCUGCCCUUCAGACCCCUGCCAUCUUUGGACAGUGCAGUGAUCACCAAGCUUUCGCAGCUGCAGCCGCAGGAUCAGGAUCAGGAUCAUACCCCACGCCGGUCACCAGUGCCGCGACUCCCAGAAGCCCUAACUCUAUGAGCGAAUGGCGCAUGAUGCAAAUGCAGCUCCAGCAACAGGACGAGGUAUAUUUCUCUUUGGCAUUACCAUCUGUGAGCACUAUGUCGCUCAACACCCUGAGCUCACACAUGUCGAGUUCGUAUUCGACAUCUGCACUGACGCCCAUCGCCGUCGGCGGUGGGACCGUCACAGCCUCGGCAUGUUCCUGCUGCGAUUGCAAUUCCAACAACAGCUCUCCUCCUUCUACACGAAUAUGCAUUGCCCAGAGCCCAGUUUCGGCGACACCAACAUUUGGGGCCCAGGUGUCAGGACUGGAUAGUGUAACUCAGCACCACAGCAUUUUGUUACCUACAAGUUCGUCGAGAAGCUACUUAUCUGCUACUGAGAGUUCCAAAGUAAACGGCAGUAAGCGGCAAUCAUGGAUCGGGGGCAGCAUCCACCAGUACCGCCAAAACUAUUCGUUUCAUCAGGCGCAAAUGCACAGUCACUGUAGUGCCAGCACCAUCAGCGGCGGCUGCUUGUCCAAUCAGGACGCGUGCGCACAGGGCACACCGCACGGACACGGACUUGGAUUAGUCCAGGCGCCGCUCGCAACCUUUCGAUUUGAAUACGCACCCAGUUUGGUCGACCCAUCCGAGUUUGAGCAUUCAUCUCAACAUAAUACUCUUUAUCAUCGCCAUGGCGGCAGCGGCAUCGAUAACUAUGGAUCAAGUCCUGCAGGAACAAAGGCGCCCAUGAGCCAGUUUGAAAGCCAUUCAUAUCUACUCUCAGCUCCAACUUCUGCGAUUGGAUAUCAUACGAGGAGCAAGACCAAAGACUGUGGAAACUGUCUCCAAUAUUGUUGGCAUCGAUUCAUGACAGAAGCUGGAGCAUUAACAGCCGGAGCAUUAACAGCCGGAGCGCAGGCACCAGCAUUGGCCACACUAGCAACUCCAGAGACGGUCACGCUUGGAGGAGUAGAGAUAGGAGUUUCUAUUUCAAACAUG
Gamsiella multidivaricata is the source of this 1994-nucleotide messenger RNA. RefSeq lists its product as uncharacterized. NCBI's taxonomy places the organism in Eukaryota, Fungi, Mortierellomycota, Mortierellomycetes, Mortierellales, Mortierellaceae. The transcript has a single exon. The annotation marks the transcript as partial. The record is from RefSeq and is a predicted model, not a curated record.